This is a messenger RNA of Toxotes jaculatrix (banded archerfish), 674 nucleotides long. RefSeq names its product prefoldin subunit 6 (gene pfdn6). The record is from RefSeq and is a predicted model, not a curated record. Gene Ontology annotation, cellular component: prefoldin complex; cytoplasm. NCBI's taxonomy places the organism in Eukaryota, Metazoa, Chordata, Actinopteri, Toxotidae. The transcript has 4 exons. Gene Ontology annotation, biological process: chaperone-mediated protein complex assembly; protein folding. Bases 108 to 488 code for a protein of 126 amino acids. Gene Ontology annotation, molecular function: protein-folding chaperone binding.
GCCCUUUCCUGUUAGCUAACACAGAGCUUUCAUGCCAUACCAUAUUUAGCUGCUUACUCUUUGAUAUAUCUACUCAGUCUAUAGCGCUUACUCGAGCAAACACAAAUAUGGCAGAAGCCAUUCAAAAGAAACUAAAAGCGGAAUUAGAAAAAUAUACACAGAUACAAAAAGAUGUUAGCAAGAGCAUGUCAGCCAGACAGAAGCUGGAGACGCAGCUGACAGAGAACAACAUUGUCAAAGAGGAGCUGGAUCUGCUGGGCAGCACAAACACAGUUUAUAAGCUUAUUGGUCCAGUAUUAGUGAAGCAAGAUCUGGAUGAGGCCAAAGCCACAGUAGCAAAAAGGCUGGAGUAUAUUAACGGAGAAAUCCAAAGGUAUGAGACGCUCCUGAAAGACAUGGAAAAGAAAUCUGAACAGCACCGGGAGGUCUUGUCCAGCUUACAGCAGGAGUUUCAGAGAGCUCAGGGCCUCCCUGUUAGCAAAGUCUGACCAAGUGACGAAGCUGCAUGAAUGCUCACACACACACACACACACACAGAGAACGUAUAAGGGGAUAGUCAUAAUACAAUGUAAAUGUGCUACGCAAGGCUGAGGAUAUUCUGCUUGUAUCUUGUCAUUAAUUUACAGUGUUAUUACUGUGACUUUUCUCGUUACUAAUAAACAUGUUUUUCACGA